AUGGAAAAUACUAAUAUAGAAAACACAGCAACUCAAGUUGAGGUGACUAACGACAAGGAUAAUGAAAAGACUAUGGAAAACGUUGGAGUUCAAACCUAUGAAGAAGUUACUAGCUCUAAAGAUUUUACAAGUUUAGUGAAAGAAUGGAAAUCAGAUGCUUUUAAAACGACAAUUCAGGAGAAAUUAAAUACAAAUGAAAUAUUAAUCAGAAUUAAAGAGGUAACUGAAUUAAUGAACUAUGAGAAUGACAGCUCAGAAAAGUGUUUAAAGAAAUCUAAAGAAGAGUCUGAGGCAAAAAACAAUACUAAUGUUACUGAUGGAGGAUUUCUCAAUUCUAAAACCGAAAAGUUGGAUUGGGAUAAAGUAUAUGCUGUCUCAACUAAUAUUAUCGAUAAUUACACACAAGAAGUUGAUGUAAUAUUAACACAACUAGAUGAGUUGUCAAAAAAACAAUAUCUUUGGCAAGAAUCUGCAUUUAUUAUUGAUGCUCAUAGAGGAGUCAGUAUAUUCAACGAAUCAAAAAAUUGGAUUUCUACUAAGGAGGCAUAUUUAGAUUUAAAGAGGUCCAAACUUGGUUCUUCUGCUGAAAUUAUAAAAGAAACAAUCCAAAAAUUAACAAAUAAAAAGUAA
Messenger RNA from Tetrapisispora phaffii CBS 4417, 630 nucleotides. It is a transcript of the gene GMC2, whose product is annotated as Gmc2p. NCBI's taxonomy places the organism in Eukaryota, Fungi, Ascomycota, Saccharomycetes, Saccharomycetales, Saccharomycetaceae. The transcript is spliced from 2 exons. The record is from RefSeq and is a predicted model, not a curated record. Bases 1 to 630 code for a protein of 209 amino acids.